Molecule: messenger RNA, 3485 nt
Organism: Xenopus tropicalis (tropical clawed frog)
Lineage: Eukaryota; Metazoa; Chordata; Amphibia; Anura; Pipidae
Gene: nags
Product: N-acetylglutamate synthase
Exons: 7
Coding region: 157-1632 (491 amino acids)
Biological process (GO): L-arginine biosynthetic process
Cellular component (GO): mitochondrial matrix
Molecular function (GO): acetyltransferase activity; L-glutamate N-acetyltransferase activity, acting on acetyl-CoA as donor; transferase activity
Source: RefSeq, a predicted model, not a curated record
CUGUGAUGUCAGAAAUGGCCUUCAGCUGCCAAAGCAGCAAUAAAAAGUCAGAACUGGAGAGAAAGAAGCAAAAGAGUCCUGAGCACAGGAUAAAUCUGAGAUCACACAGAGACAGCCAAUUUAGACCGAGACAGAUAGAAGCUUCAGAAGCUAUCCAUGGCAAUAGUGAAGGGCUUUUCUACCCUUUCGCCCUGUGCCCGACGCUUCAUCAGUAGAAUAGCAGGUAGAUCAGCUCUACAUCAGCAGGCAAGAAUUAGAGCUCGUCCUGCCUAUGAAGAGCCAGACCCUGAGCCCAAUCAAGUUGAUACCUUCCACGAGCCCAGUAGUGUAUCAAUGGUCGACCGAUCCCUAGUGCAAAGGGACAUCCGACUCUUCCUGAAAGAGUGUGGUGGGAAACCCAGCGAGGCACGCCAUUGGUUGGCUCAGUUCCAGGAGCUGCAUUCCAACUACGAAAAGGCUUUUGCUGUAAUUGAGGUGGAUGAAAAUGUGUUCACCUGCAAAAGGUCAUUGGCCAGUGUUGCCUUUGCACUCUCUUUCCUCCAGCGGAUGGACAUGAAGCCACUGGUGGUACUGGGACAGCCCAGCACCUACUGUAUUCGUCCCUCUUCUCAAGAUGUCAAGUCCUUGUUGGUGCAAAACUGCCAGACGCUGGUAAACACCAUGCAUGCCAGCUCAGGCAUUGCACUUCCCUUGUUCAAUGGAGGAUCUGUGCUUACAGCCCGAGAACAAGAGGGCAGUUAUGGGUCCGUGCUGUCGGUUGAUACAGAAUUGCUCACCUGGUGCCUGAACUCCGGUAAUAUCCCCAUCAUAUGCCCCAUUGGGGAAACUCCGUCUGGCCGCUCCAUCCUUUUAGAUUCUUUAGACGUCACUGCCAGUAUCUCUCGUGCUUUGCAGCCACUCAAGAUCAUCUUCUUAAACACAGUGGGGGGAUUAAAGGACCUGAGUGAAAAGGUUGUUGGUCUUGUGAACUUGCCCUCAGACUUGGAACUGAUGAGGAAUGCAAUGUGGAUGAGUGAAAGGCAGAGGCAACAAGUGACUGUCAUUGUGGACCUGCUAAAUCGCCUGCCACAUAGCUCGUCCGCUGUCAUCACUUCGGCACGCACUCUGCUCUGUGAGCUUUUUAGUAACAAAGGAUCCGGAACACUGUUCAAAAACGCAGAAAGAUUGCUAAGAUACGAAUCCCUGGACGACAUUAAUAUUGAGAAGCUGGUCUCACUGGUAAACAGAUCCUUCCAGAAACCUUUGAAAGAAGACUAUAUAAAGAGCAUGUCCUCCAGGCUGCACUCGGUCUACCUGUCUGAAGGGUACAACGCAGCCGCCAUCAUUACCAAAGAACCAGUAUUAGGAGGAACACCAUAUCUGGAUAAGUUCGUGGUGAGCUCUGGCCAACAGGGGCAAGGCUCUGGACAAAUGCUAUGGGAGUGCGUGAAACAAGACUUGCAAACCAUUUUCUGGAGAUCAAGGGUCACCAACCCAGUAAAUUCUUGGUACUUUAAGAACAGCGAUGGAAGCUUUACAGACAAGCAGUGGAUAUUCUUUUGGAAGGGACUCUCAGACAUCAGGGACUCUUAUGAACUUGUAAACCAUGCUAAGUGUAUUCCUGAUUCCUUCUGCAAGCCUCAGGUUUCAUGAACACAAGCUGCCAGGUGCUGGAUUCACAAAUUCUGUUCCCCGGCUUCCUCAUCCCUCGUUGGCCUUCACAAAUUUCUACUGUUCCAAGUGAAUGAGUGAAACAUAACUUGGCUCUGAUGGGAGCAAUCAGCUUUGAGCUGUCUAAGAAGGAAGGAAAUCCUGCCGCUAAAAAUAAUAGCUUAUAGUAGACCUUACUGACUAUGAUAUUUUAUGGAUACUGUCGAAUAAGGAUUUUUUUCCAGUGCCAGCAAGCACAGCCGUUAUAUCCAAUCUCAUAUAAUGCAAUUAUUAUACAAACCAAUGCUCACAGCACUAUUUGAGUAUUUGAGAGUUUCCCAGGCAGAUUUAGUAGGCCACAUAGUAGUAGUAGUUCACUAGCACUUUAGAUCAGAGAGUCCUGCAUUUGGUUCCUAAUAGAGACUCUUGCUUUGACUCCUAAUGCCACUGGACAACAAACUCAAAAAAUUGUCUCCGUAAUACCUAGAGCUUGGACCGUGCAUAUAAACCCAAGAUCUUCUCUGGUAAGCAGUGGUAGCAGUGGACCUUCUCCUUUGGAUAAGUCACUUUAUCUUACUGAGCCUCAGGCAUUACAAUUAGACUAUAAACUCUUGAGAUAUCUUAAGAAUACUACACAGCACUAAACAUAAUUAAUUGUCCUACACACCAAACAGUUAAGUUGUAGAAUAUUGAAGCAGCCAGGAUGCAGCAGGACAUCUAAGAGCACACUGAGAAAGAGAGCAUUGGAAUCCUGGGAGCAGAUGAACUCUCCAUUGCCUCCAUAUUGGCUGAAGGGACUUUCUGCACUUUUAUUGCUUCACGAGUCAUUGACUGUGUAAGUAGACAUUCUUGGGCCCUAUCUUUUUACGACUCCCCAAAACCAUGAGGAAGAUAAUGUUUUGCAGUUUGAAGAUGGCAUCAGUAAAGAACACAAUGGACCCUCUAUGCGCUUGGCCUUCUACCACUAUCUUUCAUCAUACCAUCUUCAGGCCAUCUGCUCCCUUUUUUUCCACUAUAACUUGAAUUAAUGUAAAUUAAGAUAUUUAGAAUAUUUGUUGUAUUUAAAGUUAAUUUUAUUUAAAACUGUUACAUUAAAAUAUACAAAACUGUGGUUUUACUUUAUACAUUAAUAAAAAAUCUAAAAACCAGAAUAUAAACUGUGUAUAUAUCAUACCUGCCAACAUUGCCAAAUAGGAAUUUAAGCAAUAGUUUUCCUACUUCACACCAGUCCUUCCUAAUCAUGCCCUUAGCUUCAGGGUUCGACUGGGAAAAACCCCGUGGGCCCCACCAACCCAAGCUUGCUCCCCUGCCUGGGACACCCCAUCUCCCCUGAGCCUGCUCCCCUGCUUGGGCUGCGACCUCCAGGGUCCUUCUCUUGAUAUCUCCAAGACGUUUUUACAUCCUUUCGUUUGUGGCUUUGAGCAUACUCCCUUGCCCAAGUUGCCCCCGCUCCCCUGCCUUGGCCACCCUCUCUCCCCAGAGCCUGCUUCCCUGCCUGGGCUUCCCUCUGUCCCCUAAUCAAGGCUCCAAACUUAAGGAGGUAAAAGGGAUGCUGUGUGGAGGGGGGUGGGGGUAUAUGUCAGGAAGAGGGCCCUGUAGGUUGCAGCACCGGUGGGCCCCAACGCUCCAGUCCGACGUUGCUCAGCUUUCCCCCAGCAAGUUUAGCAAUGGCUACAACAUGGGUGGUGAUGGCUUAAGGUGGCCUUACAUGGGAUGAUUUCAGCUGCCUAUUCAAGUCUUUUAGAUGGAUUUGGCAGCUUAUAUGCCCCUGUACGGGCCUGCCUAACCGAAAAAAAAAUUGUCCAGAUCUCAAUUGGGCAGAUUUGAUUUUCCGUCGGAUCAGGGACCGCAUCAGC